Messenger RNA from Monopterus albus (swamp eel), 1266 nucleotides. It is a transcript of the gene ric3a, whose product is annotated as RIC3 acetylcholine receptor chaperone a. The transcript is spliced from 7 exons. Gene Ontology annotation, biological process: protein localization to cell surface; synaptic transmission, cholinergic. Gene Ontology annotation, cellular component: intracellular membrane-bounded organelle; neuronal cell body; neuron projection. The record is from RefSeq and is a predicted model, not a curated record. The coding region runs from base 25 to 1266 and encodes 413 amino acids. NCBI's taxonomy places the organism in Eukaryota, Metazoa, Chordata, Actinopteri, Synbranchiformes, Synbranchidae.
UGUGUUUCCCUCUUCCUGCCCAGAAUGCUUUUACCCAGAGAGAAAAAGGAGAUGGGGCAGUCUGAAGUUGGACCUGGGUUCUACUCUACUGUGAUGCAUCAGCUGUCAUUGCCAGAGGACCCAGAACAGUGGGAUGUGAACCCUUCGUACUCCAUGACUCACAGUGCUGAGGCCAUGGCAAAAGUCAAAGUCGCUGGACGAGGCAAAAACUACAACCUGAUGGCACAAGUGAUACCAGUAUACGGCUUUGGAGUCCUUCUUUACAUCCUCUAUAUAAUUUAUAAGCUGACAUGUAAAGGGAAGACAACUAAAUCAGGAAAGUACUCUAUAGUACCCAAGGCAAAGAUGGAGAAUAAGAUUACAGCUGAUUAUGAGCUUGCCAGACUCCAGGAGACACAACUGCAAACAGAAGGGAUGAUGGAGAGGACUGUCUCUGGAAGGAGCCAUGGCUCUGAGAGUGGCAGAAAGAGGAAAACUACAGCUUCAAAAAAGGAGGAAAAAUUACUUAGGCAGCUUCGUCAAUUCACACAGUUGAUGCAAGAGCACCACUUGGAGGAAGCUUCCCCAGAGAUGGAGGCUGAGGAGGUCCCCUACGGUGAAGACUGGGAAGGCUAUCCAGAGGAGACCUACCCAGAAUAUGAUGAUGAUUCCCAUGAAAGAUGUAAAUUCAUUAAGCUGGAAGACCCCCCUAAUCAACCCACUGCAGAGGCCCUGGCAGAGAGGCUGGAGCAAGAGGAAGAAGAUGUUGUAGCAAGGAAACUAUCCAUAUUGCAAGAUGAGGAAGUAGAGGACGACACAGAGGAUGAGGAGGAAGAGGAAGCAGAGAAAAAGCAGUUGCUCAGCCCUCUUUCACCCCUGCCUCCUGCAGAAAUAAAGCAGGAGAGAGUUGGUUUGGAGGUGAGCAAAACGCUGCAGCGUCUCAGUAGAGGGAAGAAGCAAAUAACCUUCAGUGACCAUAAAGAUGUGUUCCACUACCCUAAAGAGGCUUCUUAUGAAGAGGAGGAAGAGGACAAGGAAUAUGAGGUAGAGGAAAAAGACGAAGGGACAGAGGUGGAAGGUGAGGAGGAAGUUGAUGAAGAUGAUCCAUUGAUGGAAGCAGAGAGCCUGCAGUUCAGUUGUGAAGGUUGUUCAAACCCAGAGGAAGAAGCAGAGGAGGAUCAAGAAGAGUAUUUGUUCAUGUCAAUGGCUGAUAACAAUUAUAUGCAUGGAGAAAUGCCUAAAGUCGGGGUGAGUGGGCUGAGGAUGCGGAACAGGAGAGAGACAUAA